UGCGUUUCAAAAGCCGCAACGAUGAGUGACGAACAAACGAGUGAGCAAAGCCCGACCACGGAGUUGUCAUCGAAUGAUAUAGAAAAGAUAGAGGAAGCAAAGUUAAGGGCAAAAUUUCCAAAUACAGCUGGCCGGCCGUUUGGUGGUCAUUCCGUGUUUUUGCAGAAAAGAUUGGCUAAGGGGCAAAAAUACUUUGAUUCUGGGGAUUAUCAAAUGGCAAAACAAAAAUCUACGGCCAAGCCAAAGCCAGCUGGUGUUUUGCCAACAGGAGAUGCUAUACCAACACCCGAAACAGUACCACAGCGAAAAACAUCCAUAAUCCAACAAAAAUUUAAUACAUCAACUGCUUCAUAAGAUGCUUCUCUCAUCCUUUUAAAUUACACUUUGUUAAUUAGUGUUAUGUUUAGAUGUUGAAAUAAUAUGGUAUAGUCAUAUAUAAUCAGAAGUUUGAAUGACUCUAUGUCUGGUCAUUUUUUUAUAAAAAUCUUAUGUAAAAGACAUGUUAUAAUACUAUGGAAACCUUGUAUCUUUAGUAAACUAAUUAUUUUCUAGCUGCUUGAGGAAAACAUUUGUAAUAUUGUUAAAAAUAGUAAUUUGUGUGUAUAUGCGACAGUGACCUUUAAAUUUUGUAAUUUAUUCAAGUGAAUGUGAGUCAAUAUUGGCUU
Messenger RNA from Harpegnathos saltator (Jerdon's jumping ant), 665 nucleotides. RefSeq names its product endosulfine alpha (gene endos). Gene Ontology annotation, cellular component: cytoplasm. Gene Ontology annotation, molecular function: protein phosphatase inhibitor activity. The coding region runs from base 22 to 354 and encodes 110 amino acids. The transcript has 3 exons. The record is from RefSeq and is a predicted model, not a curated record. NCBI's taxonomy places the organism in Eukaryota, Metazoa, Arthropoda, Insecta, Hymenoptera, Formicidae.